CCUAAUUGAAACUAAGUUGAAACUUUCAAAUAUAUUAUACGUGAUUUAUUUAAAGUUAGCUUAAUCAAGCAAGAAGUAAAGCUAGUCAGAAACAGAGAGAAAACGUGUGAAUCACUGUUUGCAAGCAACUUGGCGCAGAUGCAGAUGGCGACGCUCAUCGAUUAUCAACAAAUCAAGCGCUGUCGCAAGAAAUUGCGGCAGAUUGAUCACUUGGAGUCACUCAAACGUCCACUGACAGCGAAUGAGCGUGCGAAGCUUGAGAAGAAGGAGACACUACAACUAGGACUACGCCAGGCUUUGUCCGGAGACGAACGUUCUUUCGAGGAACAGUCUUCGGAUUCGAACGAAUCGAGCUGUGGAGAAACGGAGGUCGCUGACGGCCUCUCGGUUAGGGCAAUGAAAAGACCGGCCGAGGCAGGUGAUAGUGCCGUUAAAGAGGAACACGAGAACAGAGACAACAAAGCGAAAAAGAGCCGCUGCCCCGAACGAGGCUACGUCGAGCAGUCCGAGCCAGAGGACGACCGUGCGACCACCUCUCGGGAGUCUCCGUCUCCCUGCUCCCAUGGAAAAGUCCGGUGUUCAGCGCAAGAGAGAAAAAGCCGGAGCCGACAAAAAAAGCGCCUCCCGCCCAAGCUGAUGCAUCCAUACUCCACUCCGUCUUCGCCCCCCUGCCUACGCCCCCUGGUGAUCCCGACCGCGCCCACAGCACCCCUGGAGACAGCCCCCGAGAAGUGGCUGCUGCACUACAAGCGGCUCAAAAAGGCCGGUUUCACCGUGCGAGAACUCAAGGGCCACCACGACAUCGUGUGGUCAGUGGCUCUCGACGGAAACGUCCUCGUCUCUGCAAGUCGGGACACCACGUUGAGGGUGUGGAACGCACAGUCCGGCCAGGAGUUAUGCAGCCUGCGUGGUCACACGUCCUCCGUUAAUGCGGCCCUGCUCCUCUCGGCGGAGCAGACAAGAGUGUUGAGUUCCCGCCUGGGCUGCCCGGCGGCCCAUCGCAUUGCGGUCAGCGGUUCGUCGGACUGCUACCUCAACCUGUGGCUUGCUCUUCAAGGUGAGCUGCUCAAGUCAAUGUACACAUACAACCCCAUUUCUACUCUGGCGGUGCUCAAUGAGGACUGCCUCAUUGUCGUUGGGACGGAAGGUGGGAAGAUUGAGGUCUGGGACGUUGUCCAAGCCGUCGUGGUCAGCUCCGUGAUUGGCCAUGAGGGCUCCAUUGCAGCACUGUGGGUUGACGGACCCACCACAAUAGUCACGGGCUCCAGCGACAGGAGCCUGAAGGUGUGGCAGUUCCUGUCGGGCGAGCUGUGUGCGGUGCAGGUGAUCGGAGACUGUGUGCCGCGCGGGCAUCACAUCCGCAGUCUGGCCACGGACGGCUACAGGAUCUUCGUGGGAGCGGAUAGCUCCAACCUCAAGGUCAUCAACUGGUCCUCCGGGAGGAUAGAUCGCCUUAGAAACCAUCCGCAAGAGCAGGGAUCCACCCCAGCUGUGUUCAUCAAGGCUGGACUGGUGCUGGCCUCCUCUUGUGAUCUGGACACUGGAUGCAGUGCAGUCAACAUGCGAAUGCUUCCUGGUGGAGACUACGUGGGAACCUUACAACGGGAAGGCCAGGGCAAAGCAUUCGCGCUCGCUUCGGACAUUGUGGAGGACGUCACGCUCAGGAUCGUAACGGGGGGCAUUGGACUCUCAGUCUGGGACUGGACGCCUCAGGACAAACCAGGGGAUCAGCCGGUGGUAUUCCUGGAAGCGCUGGCGGAGUGCGCAUCGGGCAGCACCAGUGGCAGCACCAGUGCCGAGAGCGACCACGAAGUAGACAAGCCUACCGGCAGCCCCGAAAGACGGCUCCUGCCAUUCCAGGAGAGCCGCAGCUGGUUCAGUCAGUGGUGCAGCCUCAUGUGAAUACCGUGCUGCGAAUACACGUGCUCCUGUUGCUCAAGGCACAAAGAGUGCCUUAACUUUUACACUCGGCAACCAGUCAAGGCAAUCUAGUGGACGACAGGCUUAGGAGCCACACAUUUUAUGGACGGGUCAUCUAGUGCCCGCCCUUUUAUUCGUUUUUAGCCUACUCAAUUUAAUGAAUUAAAGGAGAGUUUACACCUUG
This is a messenger RNA of Ixodes scapularis (black-legged tick), 2104 nucleotides long. RefSeq names its product F-box/WD repeat-containing protein 7. The record is from RefSeq and is a predicted model, not a curated record. Gene Ontology annotation, cellular component: nucleolus. Gene Ontology annotation, biological process: rRNA processing; positive regulation of transcription by RNA polymerase I. The coding region runs from base 139 to 1902 and encodes 587 amino acids. Gene Ontology annotation, molecular function: protein binding. The transcript is spliced from 12 exons. NCBI's taxonomy places the organism in Eukaryota, Metazoa, Arthropoda, Arachnida, Ixodida, Ixodidae.